Messenger RNA from Mesitornis unicolor (brown roatelo), 1072 nucleotides. RefSeq names its product fibrinogen C domain containing 1 (gene FIBCD1). Lineage: Eukaryota; Metazoa; Chordata; Aves; Mesitornithiformes; Mesitornithidae. The record is from RefSeq and is a predicted model, not a curated record. The transcript has 6 exons. The annotation marks the transcript as partial.
GUUGCCAGGUAACACAACCUGCCGGGAAAAUGCUGUGGGACUUGUAAAGCUGCCACCACUGGGGAGCUUGCGGUCGCACACAGAGGGUGUCACUGGCCAAGGGAUCGGCCUCCAGUUCCUGCCCCAGUUCCUGAGGAUGAGCUGUGGGUACAUCCUGUGCACCGUCCUGCUCUCGGUGGCCGUCCUCCUGGCGGUGACGGUCACGGGGGCCAUCCUCUUCAUGAACCACUACCACACGCCUGUCACCGAGUCACCCCCCGUCAUCAGCACCAACCCCGAGGAAGCCAACGCGCUGGUCACCAUCGAGAAAGCCGACAGCUCCCGCAUCAACAUCUUCAUCGACCCCAACUGCCCCGACUCGGCGGGCACCUUUGGGCGCCUGGAGGGGCUGCAGACCUCCCUGCUGCGCGCCGUCACCGACCAUGACGCCGAGGCCAAGGCCACCAAGAGCCAGCAGAAGGCCCUGCUGGUCACCGUGGCAGAUGAGGUGGCCAAGCUGCUGACCCACGCCACACAGCUGCGCACCGACUGUGACAGCCUCAAGAAGGGGCACAGUGCCAUGGGCCAGGAGCUCAGUGCCCUGCAGGGAGAGCAGGGACGGCUCAUCCAGCUGCUCUCAGAGAGCCAGACCAACAUGGCUCGGCUGGUGAGCUCGGUCAGCGACGUCCUCGACUCGCUGCAGAAGGAGCGUGGUGGUGCCCGGCCACGGCUCAAGGCCGACCUGCAGCGAGCACCAGCCAGGGGAGCACGGCCCCGGGGCUGCUCCAACGGCUCCCGGCCCCGGGACUGCUUUGACAUCUAUAUGAGCGGACAGCAAGAGGACGGGAUUUACUCCAUCUUCCCCACGCACUACCCCUCCGGCUUCCAGGUCUACUGCGACAUGACGACGGACGGGGGCGGCUGGACGGUGUUUCAGCGGCGUGAGGACGGCUCCGUCAACUUUUUCCGUGGCUGGGAAGCCUACAGGGACGGCUUCGGGAAGCUGACGGGAGAGCACUGGUUAGGGCUGAAGCGGAUCCACGUGCUGACGGUGCAGGGCAGCUACGAGCUCCCGGCCGACCUGGAGGACUUC